UAUCCUUCCAUCUCAGCAAACAAAGAGGAUAUCUGCACGCACACCCCAAGCUGUAGGUGUCUACUUCUUCGCUUGUCACAAGCCGAAAGAACUGGUACUUCACUGUUCAUCGUUUCAAGUCUUAGUCACUUGAUCUGACUAUUUUGAGGUAUUUUAACUAUAAUUAUCAUCAUCAUGUUCGGCUUGUUAAAAUUCAUGCUGUCCAUUCCUCGCGAGAAGCCGAUGACCAAAACAGAAAGAUUCACUCAGUGGUCCUGCCUACUCGCCUAUGUCAUCGGGGGCGCCAGCUUUCUCUUCGCCCCUCAGCUUUGGGCCUUCAUAUUGCAGCUGGACCUUCAGAACCGUUCUGAGGGGUACCUUCGUUUGGCGGGGCUCGGAGUGAUCGAAAUUGGUCUUAUUCUAAUGAUUGCAGCUCGCUCCAAUCGUAAGAUGUCCCCGCAUCAGGAAUGUCUGACUUCAGUUGUUGGUCGCUUGCUUUUUGUUGAUUCAAUACUUGUGAUGAUGAUCCUCAGAAACAUGCUGCCCCUCUCUUUCGCUCUGUUUUUCAUGGUCCUUGACUCGUCUCUCGCUCUCAUCACCCUAGUUAUUUGGUGCCGUGAAACAAACAGAGCCUCGAUUGGUUCUUUUUUCAGAGAGAUCUCCACACCAGUUCUACAGCCACGUAGGCCUCUAACAGCCACCUCUACGUCGGUCAUUUUCCUUCUCGGGGUCAUCCAGCUGUUUUUCUGGCUCGUGUUAGUUGUCAGGCCUGAUUUUGCACAACGGAUGUUUCAUUUGGAGCCAUUUCAGGGAUAUUCGAGAGGUUAUCUAGCCUCUUAUUUGUUCCUUAUAUCCGUGCACGGCUUAUACCACGUAGUGGGAGCCAGCAAUGUCAAUCAUUGCUUAAGCCCCGUCUUCACUAGUUACCGCGUCUUGAUCAACAUGCCGGUGUUGGUGAUUUUGUUUUUUGUUAACCAGAUCGAGCAAAACAUCUUUGUUGUGUUGACUAGUUUCGAUGUGUUUUAUUCUGUUGUGAUAACUAUCCCCGUGUGGCAAGAAAAGCGAUUCCAGAACAACGAAACUGAGGUGAUAGAAAUUUGAUUUGUUGGAAAAUUCCAACAAACACAAAACUGUACUCACUCGUGAGACAUCGAUUUGACAUACUGAGUUGAUCACGGAGAGAGAAAUUCGACAUCUACAAGCAAAAAUAUAUUAUUUUGUUCAUCAUAUAAACACCAUAGACAAGACAAUUCGACAAAUGACCUUGGAUUGAGCGUGGUGAACGCUUUGCCAUUCAUUCAUCAACCUGACAGAGUGGCGCGAAAGGCGAGUGUCGUGUCAGCAGCUGAUUGGCGAUAUCAAACACACGACAAAAUGACGUUAUUUUAAGUGUGCAGUCAUGGCUUUUCUCGGGGCUGGAAAUCCUUGUAAAACCGCAGUUCAUAUAAAAAUUAAUCAAAUUAAACCAUAACAAGA
Molecule: messenger RNA, 1455 nt
Organism: Pocillopora verrucosa
Lineage: Eukaryota; Metazoa; Cnidaria; Anthozoa; Scleractinia; Pocilloporidae
Source: RefSeq, a predicted model, not a curated record